AGGGCCGCCUGGUGCCUCAGAGGAAACUGGAGGCAGCGGGGCAGGUCAACUGGGGCGUCGGCGAUUAUACUGCGGCGGAACCGGCUCGCGCCGGGAGAGACCGGGCGGGCGGCGGCGGGCGGGGGCUGGGCGAGGGCCCGCAACCCGCGGGGGAGGCGGCGCAAGGCCGAGGCGGCGGACGCUGGAACCGGGCAUGAGUGCCCAGUAGUUGAGCGCCCGCGGCUGCAGGGCUUCAGAGGCGGCGCGCGCGGGCGACAGCAGCGACGUAGCCUGGCGGCCCCAGCAGCGGGAGCAGCCGCCCCAGAGGCCCUCGCGGCAGUGCGGUCGCGUCGGAGCGCUCCCUGCCUGCUCCGCGCCGUCCGCCCGCCCGGGGCCGCCCUCCCGCCCGGGGCCGCCCUCUCUCGGUCCUUAGCCGCCGCCGUCGCCGCGGCCGCCGCCCGGAUGAGCUCGUACUUCGUGAACCCGCUGUACUCCAAGUACAAGGCGGCAGCCGCGGCCGCGGCGGCGGGCGAGGCCAUCAAUCCCACUUACUACGACUGUCACUUCGCGCCCGAGGUCGGCGGCCGCCACGCCGCCGCCGCCGCCGCCCUACAGCUCUAUGGCAACAGCACCGCUGGCUUCCCGCACGCGUCCCCGCAGGCGCACGCGCACCCGCCGCCCGCGAGGCCCGGGUGCGGCGGCGGGGGAGACCGGGGCCCAGGCCAGGACUACUUCCACCCGGGCGGGGGCAGCCCGGCCGCUGCCUACCGGGCCGCCCCCCCUCCUCCUCCGCAGCCUCCGCCUCCGCCGCCGCCUCCCCCCUGCGGCGGGAUUGCCUGUCACGGGGAGCCCACGAAGUUUUACGGAUACGAUAACUUACAGAGACAGCCGAUUUUUACGACCCAGCAAGAGGCCGAGCUGGUACAAUAUCCUGACUGUAAAUCGUCCAGUGGUAAUAUUGGCGAGGACCCAGACCAUUUAAAUCAGAGCUCGUCUCCUUCUCAAAUGUUUCCCUGGAUGAGACCACAAGCAGCUCCUGGUAGACGAAGAGGAAGACAGACCUACAGUCGUUUCCAAACCCUAGAGCUGGAAAAGGAAUUCCUUUUUAACCCUUACCUGACCAGGAAGAGGAGAAUCGAGGUUUCCCACGCUCUAGCCCUCACGGAGAGGCAAGUAAAAAUCUGGUUCCAGAACAGGAGAAUGAAAUGGAAAAAGGAGAACAACAAGGACAAAUUCCCUGUUUCCCGGCAUGAGGCGAAGGACGGGGAAACCAAAAAGGAAGCCCAAGAACUAGAGGAAGACAGAGCCGAAGGCCCGUCAAAUUAACUUCCACCUUUAAAAUGUUACCACAGACUAUUAAAGCUAAUGUUCAACAUAUGCUGGUGGACACCACCUGUUUUCUUUGUUGGAAAAGACCUUACCUGUGUUUCAAGCUACCUUUAUGGCACUCACUGCUCUUGAGGUUUCUGUGCUUCGAGAGGGAUUUGGGUGAUUAAAAAAAAAAGUUUCCAGUACCGCAUAGAAGCAGCCCUUGAGCUGUCCUGUGUAAGGGUAAUUUGAUACUGACCUUGUAGCUAUAUUUUUAUAAUGAUAGUUUUUAAUGUCUGAGCUGGUGAUUUGCCUCAACAACCUAAACUUCCUAAUAAUUAGCACUAAAUAGUUGAAUAUAAAAUGCUUUAUUAAUCAAACAAGUGCACUUGAACUUUUAAAAUCUUUUCUUUAUGGAAUUAAAUUAAAAGAAGUCUAUUAAUUUUUAAAAAUUAUGCCUGCAGAAUAUUUACAUUAUAUUAUUUGAUUAAAAUGUAUUAUUUAUGUUUUUUUUCCCUUUUUGCUUAAUGGUUUGGGUGCCUUUUGUUUACUCCUAAAGGGUUCCUUUGAGUAUUUUGUAAAUGUAAUAUCUCGGGGAAAAGUCUGGGCCAAAUAUCCAAAAAGCACAUUUUAGCUGAAGAGUGUACAAUUCUGGCUUUUCAGCUUCCUUAAACUUCGGGAAACUGUGUUGGGCCGGUGACAAAAGUUUCAGGACAAUGGCAAAGUUGAUAUUUAAUCAUUUUUCUAUAGUCCAUACAAAUUAUGGCAAUUAAAUGGUCUAGAGUGAAUGAAUACUUGAAAGCAAUUAUAACAUUUUCACUCAACUUUUCACUCCUGCAAGUCGCCUUGUGAAAUGCCUCUCCUACUUUCGUUUUGAACCGCGCUUGUAAUCGCCUGAAACUGCUAGGUCUUUACGGCGCGGCCGCCGCUGUGAUUCGGUGUUUUGAGUAGGUGCCAUAUUUAUUUGUAUUCCCUGCGCCCGGUUCACACUCCCAUUUUGAGCCAGCUUGCUGUGCGCAUCUCAGAUGUCGAUUGGUACGUCCUCUGUUGUUCUCCAGGAAAGCAAUAGCCUCCUCUAUUUGAAACAAGCGCUGAGAGCAAACGCAGAAAAAUUCGAGUGUAAACAACCGCUCCAGAACAUAUCUAGCUCCUUAA
This is a messenger RNA of Choloepus didactylus (southern two-toed sloth), 2442 nucleotides long. RefSeq names its product homeobox D8 (gene HOXD8). Gene Ontology annotation, cellular component: nucleus. Lineage: Eukaryota; Metazoa; Chordata; Mammalia; Pilosa; Megalonychidae. Gene Ontology annotation, biological process: regulation of transcription by RNA polymerase II. Gene Ontology annotation, molecular function: RNA polymerase II transcription regulatory region sequence-specific DNA binding; DNA-binding transcription factor activity, RNA polymerase II-specific. The record is from RefSeq and is a predicted model, not a curated record. The coding region runs from base 442 to 1305 and encodes 287 amino acids. The transcript has 2 exons.